AAAACAGCCCUCACUUCACCGCAGUGUUCAGAAUCUCAAGAAAGCAUCAUUUCAAACCUGCAAGCUUUAAGAUAAGCCUAGAUUAAACCCAUGUUUAUUUAUUUAUUUUUACACUAACAAUGUGUAACUGUGAAACUCUGUCUCUUCUCCAGUGUUUGGUGUUGAAGAUGAAGUGAAGUCAGUGUCAGUGAUGGAGGGAGAAUCAGUCACUCUACAGACUAAUGUUACUGAACUACAGACACGUGAUCUGAUAACAUGGACGUUUGGAUAUCCAGAGACAUCUAUAGCUCAAAUCAAUAAAGAGGAGGGAAAUGUCUCCACAUAUGAUGGUGUUCUUGAUGGGAGAUUCAGAGACAGACUGAAGCUGGACAAUCAGACUGGAUCUCUGAUCAUCACAGACACCAGAACAACAGACUCUGGAAAUUAUACAGUAAUCAUCAAAGGCACAAAAUCAACCACAUACAGAUUCAAUCUUACUGUCUAUGUCUCUGCAUCUCAGAAAAUACUGAUCUCUGCAGCGGCUGCUGGAUUUCUGUUGAUUGUAGCAGCAGUCGGGAUCUACUGGAUCUACAGGAGACACAGAAAAACAGACCAAGAAGAAACAGAUCAGACUGGUAAUGAAGAGAUCACAUACGCUGAAGCGACAUUCUUCAAACAAAAAGCACAGAAACUGAGAUUCUCUCCGAAGAACCCAGUUCCACGAAGUGUGGGUGUGUGUGAUUCACUGUCCCUCCAAGAAGUCACAGCCUUACUUGCACGGAUCCUAACUCCUUGUCACUCCUCACUUCCUGCUCCUCUGCUUGUGUCAUUAAAAAUAAACAUCUUCACCUGUCACCUCCUCAGCUUCCCGAGUGAUCCGUAACAGAUGACCGGACCAAGACCGACAGGCACAAGCAUGAGCCUCACAGACCCAUUCAAAGAUCUGGUAGAUACACUCUGUCGAACACUCAUGGCAGUCCCAGCAUCUCCUCCACCAGGCGAGCACUUCCGCCGACCCUGUCAUCACUUCCUCACCUGCCGUGCACGCCAGUCCCAUGGCCAGGCCGGCGACCUACUCUGGUUCGGCGGAUUUCUCCUUCAGUGUUCACUGGUCCUGGAGAUGCAACCACACAUGUGUCCAACGGACCGCUCUAAGGUAGCCUUUAUCAUUUCCCAAUUGCAAGGCAAAGCACUACUCUGGGCAGAUUCACUCUGGACUCAGAAUAACCUAGUUAUCCAGUCUUAUUCUAGCUUCAUCGACCAUUUCCGUGAAGUUUUCUGCAGACCUGCUUGGGACUCUUCAAUUGGUGAGAAGCUGUAUAUUUUAAAACAAGGGAAAAUGUCUGUCAAUGAAUAUGCCUUGCAGUUUAGGACUCUGGCGGCCUCCAGUGGAUGGAACGAACAGGCUUUGCUGACAACCUAUCGUCAAGGACUGGAAGCCCGAGUGCGGUUGCAUCUCGCUGCAUAUGAGGAUACCAUCGGCCUCGAGAGAUUCAUCCAGUUAUCCAUUCGCUUCGCCACUCGUAUGCAAUCGUGCUUAGAAGAACCAGCUCCCCAGAACCAGCCAGUGAACCUAUGAUUGUGGAUUCCUACCACCUCACGAUGGCGGAGCGUCAAAGACGGCUGGACUUCUUCACCAUGAGGAGAUCCAUCUGCUGGUUCUGGAGGAAUCCACCGCUGACGUUAUCUUAUGGCGCCCAUGGUUGGAGCACCAUAACCCCGUGAUUUCCUGGAGAACCGGCGAGAUCCUGAAGUGGGGCGAAGCCUGUUUCCAAUCAUGCAUCUCCGGUUGUCCCAUUCCUGUUGAGUACCCCCCUGAACCACUACCAGUCUACUCCACCUCUAUCGAGAGCCCGAUCGAGCACCAGUCCAUCACCAUU
This is a messenger RNA of Carassius auratus (goldfish), 1859 nucleotides long. RefSeq names its product SLAM family member 5-like. The record is from RefSeq and is a predicted model, not a curated record. The transcript has 4 exons. Bases 191 to 862 code for a protein of 223 amino acids. NCBI's taxonomy places the organism in Eukaryota, Metazoa, Chordata, Actinopteri, Cypriniformes, Cyprinidae.